UGGGUGUUAAGGGGCGAGGCCACUCUGACUGUACAGCCAGCUUUCUCCUGGCAUGGCUCUGCAGGGGCACAGACCCUGGGAACGCGCUCCUGUUCGCUUUUUUUUUUUUUGGCCUGGCAGGCCUGUGCGGGCUCAGGUGUUAAAGGGUAGCUGUUAGACGUCAUUCGAGCUGCUUCUUCCUGCCACAUUAAGUGACUUUGGGAAAGUGGGGGAAACGUCUGAAGACCCUUGUAACGCUCCUGAGCAUAGUAGAAAGAAAUCCGUCACACUGAUACAUAGUGAUAUAUUGUACCAUAAUGUGUAAGGAGUCCAUUGGCAAAUGACACCCGGGUUAACAAGAAUAUGGCUUGACAGAAAAAGAAAAAAAAAUGCCCGAGGAUCCUUGGAUUUCUGCCGUGUGUGGUUGAAGACUAAUUUUAGAAAAUGCCAAGCAGGAAGUUCGCUGAGGGUGAAGUGGUCAGAGGUCGAUGGCCUGGCAGCUCCCUUUAUUAUGAAGUAGAAAUUCUGAGCCAUGACAGCAAAUCCCAGCUCUACACUGUAAAAUACAAAGAUGGCACCGAACUGGAACUGAAGGAGAGUGAUAUCAAGCCUUUAAAAUCCUUUAAGCAAAGAAAAAGUGGCUCCAUUUCCAGCUCUCCUUCGAGACGCCGCGGCAGCCGCUCAAGAUCGCGCUCCCGAUCCCCAGGCAGGGCACCAAAAGGCUCCAGAAGAUCCGCCUCUGCUUCCCGCCAGACUGACACUAAGGAGAAGGAGAUGAGGAGGGAAGUCCUGCAAGUUAAACUGACCCCGCUUGUGUUGAAGCCGUUUGGAAACAGCGUGAGCGUGUACAACGGGGAGCCCGAGCACACGGAGAAGAAUGCCACACCUUAUAAAAACAAGCAGGAAAGAGUCAUUUUGUCAACAGAAGACAGAUACAUAGCUACACAGUACAGCCUUCGUCCCAGGAGAGAAGAGAUCAAGGCCAAAGAAAUAGAGCCUGAGGAACAAAACCUGUUUACUAAAGGACCCGCACCUUUGGGAACCUUUCAAGUGGCCACUCCACAGAGGAAGGACUUGGAGUUUGGAGGAGCACCUGGUGCAUCUCUCCUCAUGGUGGGCCUGCCCACCUGCGUCCUCCUGCUGCUGCUGCAGUGCAGCCAGAAGGACCCUGGGCUGCUCCAGUUCCCUCCACCUCUGCCAGCUCUCCAUGAGCUGUGGGAAACCAGGGUGUGCGGCAUUUACCUCCUUUGGUUUUUCGUUCAAGCUCUCUUCCACCUUCUACCAGUCGGGAAGGUUGUAGAAGGAACACCUCUUGUUGAUGGAAGAAGACUCAAGUAUAGACUGAAUGGAUUAUAUGCGUUCGUCCUGACAUCUGCAGCCGUGGGAGCGGCUGUCUUCUGGGGUGUCGAGCUAUACUAUCUGUACACUCACUUCCUGCAGUUUGCAGUGGCAGCCACCGCGUUCUCCAUGGUCCUGAGUGCUUACCUCUACGCUCGCUCUUUGAAAGCCCCGAGGGAUGAGCUGUCACCUGCCAGUUCAGGAAAUGCGGUCUAUGACUUCUUCAUUGGCCGGGAGUUAAACCCUCGACUUGGUGCUUUUGAUCUCAAGUUCUUCUGUGAAUUGCGCCCCGGAUUGAUUGGAUGGGUGGUUAUUAACUUGGUGAUGCUACUGGCAGAAAUGAAAAUACAGGAACGUAGUGCCCCGUCCUUGGCAAUGAUCUUGGUGAACAGUUUCCAGCUCUUGUAUGUGGUAGAUUCCCUCUGGAAUGAGGAAGCGUUGCUGACUACCAUGGACAUCAUUCACGAUGGCUUUGGCUUCAUGCUGGCUUUUGGGGACUUAGUGUGGGUUCCAUUUACCUACAGCCUGCAGGCCUUUUACCUGGUCAGCCAUCCCCAUGACUUGUCCUGGCCACUGGCUUCUGUCAUCAUUGCUCUGAAACUGUGUGGAUAUGUAAUCUUCCGUUGUGCAAACUCUCAGAAAAAUGCAUUCCGGAAGAAUCCCACUGAUCCAAAGCUUGCACAUUUGAAGACCAUUCAUACUUCCACGGGAAAGAGCCUGCUUGUUUCUGGAUGGUGGGGCUUUGUUCGCCAUCCCAAUUACUUGGGUGAUCUCAUCAUGGCUCUGGCGUGGUCCCUCCCAUGUGGGUUUACCCACCUCCUGCCUUACUUCUAUGUCAUCUACUUCACUGCGCUGCUUAUCCAUCGCGAGGCCCGUGAUGAGCAUCAGUGCAGGAGGAAGUACGGCCUGGCCUGGGAGAAGUACUGCCAGCGGGUGCCCUACCGCAUAUUCCCCUACAUUUACUGACCUGCGCUGCAUGCCUCACAGUCAGACCGCUCCCAGAAACAAGGGAAAGUCCAAAUGAACUAACUUGAUGCACUGACAGGAUCUCUAGGUUUGUCUUUGAGUCAGGACUAUAGAGCGAAAUAGUACAUCUUUUAAUGUAGUUGAAUUUAUUCUUAUUAAAGUAUGGCAGUUAAUGUAAGGGGAAUUACAAAGAUGGUAUAAUUUGCUUAUUAAUAGGAAAAUUUUAAUCCCUAAAAAUCUGAACUUUUGUUUUUGUAGGUUUUUUUCAAUUUUUCUUUUUGCCAUUUGAUUUUUCUUAAUUGAAAACUCUUAAAGUACAUCUACGUUUCAUUGUGCUUAGAACAGAAUUCUCUUUAUGUCAGUUUAUUAGUCUAUAAAUCAAGCAAAAUGCAGCCCGAUAUUGGUGGUGUAUGUGAAUAAUAAGGGCAGAUUGCUUGCAGGAUCUUUUUAAGGGAGACCAUUCAUAGCAGUGACUCCACCUCAGCCUUUGGAAAUACAAAUACAUAGACUACUUUUAUGUAAUAUAUGGUGACUUUUGAUUUUUUUCUGUACAGUUUUUGAAUGUGAGAUAAUUGUCAGAAACGAAGUAGUUUUUUAACAAAAUAUUUUCAGUGUUUUAAAUUAAGUUUUGUAAAGUAGUAUGGAUUUAAAAGUGUAAAGCAAUUACCAUUCAUUUAAAGUUAAAACAUAGGAAAGUUAUUUUUCUUUAUCCAAAGUUUGUGAAUUUGGCUUUGCUACCUCAAUUUGCAGGUCUGUGUUUGCCUUUAUAAACUGUUGCAAAUAGAAAAAAAUAUAUAUUUUUGGAGUAAGAGCACUAUUUAAACAUUUUUACACACAUUGGUGUUGGAAAAAUUGCCAUUUUAGGCUACUAUUUUUAUAUAUUUUUUGACUUACAAUUCAACAGUGUUUUUGCUACUGUUUAGCUAGUACAGUUUAUACUAUUUUGUAUCCUUUAUGUUUUUAGAACUCUCUAGAAAGGGGUUCUACCUGAUACAGCUUUCUGUUUUCUCUCUCAGUUUAAUAGAUGUGUAUAAGCUGGUUGUAGCCUUCAGUUCUAGUGAGGUUGAUUAGUUUCACAGUCACUGUCGCAGACGGAGUAGGACAAGUGCCAAGCUCACUAGGCUUUUUUAUUCAAAGCUAUAUUGUCUUCAGAAUAGACAUAAGGAUGCAAUACAUAUAGUGUGUACAUUUGGGUUUCUAGUACACAUACCACCUAUGAGGCAGAUGCACAGUGUUCAGGUCACCCUACCCUGUAGCUUAGAGUGUCUUAAAGUGAGCUGUGCUCGUGGGACCGUGACGUGGAACACUCUGCAGUCUGUGACUCUUUGCUGUUUUACUAGCCCGAAGGUCUUCAGAGGUGUUUGCUAGCAUGCCGCCUUUUCUCCUGGUAUCUCAUGGUGUGUGCUGAUAAGCUUACAAGGAAGCUUUGGGUUCUUUGCCUGGCAGUGAAAGGGCGGGCGGUGCUGCAGGAUCUGGAUACCAGGUGCAAGUUGUUUUUAAUUUGAUGUUUGGCAAGCUUUGUAAUAAAAUUUUGGUUGGAAACAAAAAGUUGAAAAUAAAGAGUUGCUGUUA
This is a messenger RNA of Mastomys coucha (southern multimammate mouse), 3855 nucleotides long. RefSeq names its product lamin B receptor (gene Lbr). The record is from RefSeq and is a predicted model, not a curated record. Gene Ontology annotation, biological process: sterol biosynthetic process. Gene Ontology annotation, molecular function: oxidoreductase activity, acting on the CH-CH group of donors, NAD or NADP as acceptor. Bases 424 to 2283 code for a protein of 619 amino acids. The transcript has 14 exons. Gene Ontology annotation, cellular component: nuclear inner membrane. NCBI's taxonomy places the organism in Eukaryota, Metazoa, Chordata, Mammalia, Rodentia, Muridae.